Messenger RNA from Tachysurus vachellii, 3717 nucleotides. It is a transcript of the gene abcb10, whose product is annotated as ATP-binding cassette, sub-family B (MDR/TAP), member 10. Lineage: Eukaryota; Metazoa; Chordata; Actinopteri; Siluriformes; Bagridae. Bases 567 to 2681 code for a protein of 704 amino acids. Gene Ontology annotation, molecular function: ATP hydrolysis activity; ATP binding; ABC-type oligopeptide transporter activity. Gene Ontology annotation, biological process: transmembrane transport. Gene Ontology annotation, cellular component: membrane. The record is from RefSeq and is a predicted model, not a curated record. The transcript is spliced from 13 exons.
UAAUGCGGUUGCUAAAGGUAGCUCGUUCGUGUACUAAACAGUGUGUAAGAAAAGUGUGCGUCCACCACUAGGUCAUAACAAGUGUUUAGGGAAACUGACCACCACUGGUCUACUGUAACGUAACACCUUCGAUCUGACUAUAUUUAUAUCUCUCUAUAUAAACAUUUUUAUUAUGUACAUUUGUUUGUUAUUGCUGUCGGUUUCAUUUGUUUGCCCGGAAACAUUCAAAAUGGACGCUACAGGGAAGGACAUGCAGGACUCAUUAGUGUGACAGAUUUUGGUGACAUUUGGGAGUGCCAAUAACCUGUUUGGGCGUGAGAGCAGAUAACGAAAGAAAAGACUAUGUGUAGCUGUCAGACACAGAUAAUGUUCAGUAACCGUCACAGUAGCCUGGCUCACAAUAGGCUUUCCUUGUCUGGAGGUAUCAGGAGCUGAAACCCUGCCUUGUAAAUGGGGAAGAAACUAUAGGGAGUAUGUGUGUAGUUAUUAGUUUUGGAUGUGCUUGUGCUAAUGAUCUUUAUUGAAAGUGAAGUGGACCAAGACUCAAUUCAGCUUUCUUCCUCAAAAUGUAUGGAAUGAUAAUGUUGCAAAGGUCGAGAUUCGCUACCAGGACACUGUUACAGCAAUGGAAUGUCACCUGUAAAGGACAAGCAAAACUUUACCAGCUGUCUGGGCUGACUUUAAUGAGAUCACAGAGGCAGCUGCUGUGUAAAACUGUACUUGAAUCAUCCCUUUAUUCUCACGUCCGGCUUGGAGCGUCUUUAGGUCCGUAUUGUGUUUGGACACACUUCAGGGUCUCCACACCGUUUGCUUUUUACAGCACGUCAGCAGACUCUAAGCAAGCAGCAAAGCAUGUGGGAAGUGAAGUCAAGACAAAGGACAGACCGAGAAAGACAUCUUCAGAUGACUUCAAAAAGUUAUUGCAGCUUGUUUAUCCAGAGCGCUUGAGGCUGUCAGCUGCUGUGAGCUUCCUGAUUGUCUCCAGUGCUGUCACCAUGUCUGCCCCGUUUUUCUUGGGCAAAGUGAUUGAUACCAUCUACACAAACACGGGUGCUGAUCUUACUGCCUCCCUAAGCUCCCUGUGCAUCAUGCUGGCAGGGGUUUUCCUGUGUGGUGGUGCUGCCAAUGCUGCACGUGUAUACCUUAUUCAAGUCUCAGGGGAGCAGAUUGUGAGAAACUUACGUGAAUCCCUUUUUUCCUCAAUUUUGAGGCAGGAGGUGGGAUUUUUUGAUAAGAACCGCACUGGUGAGCUCAUUAACCGUCUUUCUUCAGACACAGCUUUAGUUGGAAAUGUGCUCACUGACAACAUGUCUGAUGGUCUACGGGCAAUUGCUCAGGCUGGAGCUGGAGUCGGCAUGAUGUUCUGUGUGUCACCUAGUCUUGCCACCUUUGUCCUAAUGAUUGUACCUCCUUUGGCUGGACUGGCAGUUAUCUAUGGAAGAUAUGUGCGCUCCAUAUCAAAACAAACACAGGAUGCUCUGGCACAGGCCACACAGCUCGCAGAAGAAAGGAUUGGUAACUUACGGACAGUGAGGGCAUUCGGGAAAGAGAUGACAGAAGUAGAGGCCUAUGCAGAGAGGGUGGAGUCUGUCCUUCGACUGGCUAAGAGGGAAGCUAGGCUCACGGCUGGGUUCUAUGGAGUGACUGGCCUGAGUGGCAACAUGAUUGUCCUGAGUGUGUUGUAUAAAGGUGGGCUGCUGAUGGGUAGUGAGCAUAUGACAGUUGGAGAGCUUUCAUCCUUCCUUAUGUAUGCCUUCUGGGUUGGCAUCAGCAUUGCAGGCAUGAGCUCAUUCUAUUCGGAGCUGAUGAAGGGGUUUGGAGCUGGUUCACGUCUUUGGGAACUGAUGGAGCGGAAGCCUCAAUUUUCUCUCGAUGAGGGAGUUGUGUUGAGACCAGAACAUCUAAAGGGAGCCCUUGAGUUCCAUAAUGUGUCUUUCGCUUACCCGACAAGGAAGGAUGUCCCCAUUUUCCAGAACUUAAAUCUGUCUGUACCAGCUGGUACAGUGAUGGCAGUGGUUGGGUCAAGUGGCUCUGGAAAAUCUACUCUUGUGUCCCUUCUACUCCGUCUGUAUGACCCAGACUCAGGUAUGGUCGCUAUUGAUGGCCAUGACAUCCGUAGUUUGAAUGCUUCCUGGCUUAGGAGUUGUAUUGGAACUGUAAGCCAGGAACCAGUCCUCUUCUCAUGCUCCAUUGCAGAGAACAUUGCAUAUGGAGCAACAGAUCCUAAACAGCUUACAAAACAGGACAUCAUAGAAGCAGCACAGAUAGCUAAUGCUCAUCACUUUAUUAAUGGCUUUCCCAAAGGCUUUGACACUAUUGUUGGAGAGAAAGGAGUAUUACUGUCAGGUGGACAGAAACAAAGAAUUGCUAUAGCAAGGGCAUUGCUAAAGAACCCCAAAAUACUGUUAUUAGAUGAAGCCACAAGUGCUCUGGACGCAGAGAAUGAGUUCCUGGUGCAAGAGGCCCUGGAACGGUUGAUGCAGGACCGCACAGUGCUCAUCAUUGCUCACCGCUAUUCCACCAUCCAGAAUGCAGAUGCUGUGGCUGUGCUGGACCAGCAGCAUAUAGUGGAGUGUGGCAGUCAUGCACAGCUUCUAGCCAACCAAGAUGGCAUCUUUCGCAAACUCAUGGAGAAACAGACCUUUUUAGAUGCUGAGCAGACGCUGGCGCUUGCCAAAUAGAAGACAAUAAUCUAAUAUCUGAAGAAAGUACUAUGAAAGGUUAUGCAUACUCGCAUGCCUAAAACAGCUGUAUUGUAGCUGUAUAUGAGUGCCUAUUUACAGUAAACUACCAGACAAAAGUUUGCUUAUGGAAAGUUUUUUAUUUUUAUUUUAGAAUAUUAAUGAAGACAUUUACUUUAUGAACUAAAAUAGAAUUAUGUAAUGAUGAAACAAAUCCAAAUAAUUUUUUAACAGUAUUCCUGAUUGACCACCAUAUGGCUGAGCACAGGCUGUGCAAACAGGCUGAGCAUUUGCUGACUGCAUCUCCUAGAUUUUAAAUAGGAAUUACUUGUUUGGAUGAAGCAAUUUGAAUUGAUAAUUUGCCAGUUUCCUCCCACUAGGUCGUAGGCCUUAAAGACAAUGGAAUAAAUUUGUAUAGAGUCUAGUGUUUACAAACUUUUGACUGGUAAUAUAUAUAUUUAUUCAAAACCUGAUGCCAGCACUCAACUAUAAGAUACAAUUACUCCAUUUUAAGUUACAAAUAUGUAACAACCACGAUGGAUUAUUUAUUUAAGUCACUGCCACUGGAAACUUGUGUAACUGGAAACUUUUUUUUUAAGAAUCACAGAGCAUGAACAUGCGCUUCUGUGAUAAUUGUUGAAUAUCAAUCAUUGGAUAUUUUAUACCAUUUCAUAAGAUUGAAAUAUUCCUGGCAAUACAAUUUUAAGGAUCAUAAUCAUAGUUAGAAUUAGUAAAAGACAGGUAUGUUUUCAAUUAAUAUAUAAAAAACAGGGAUCUAGAAAAAGCUCAUUACUAUUGUGGUUUUAGAUUUACUGCAUAUAUGUAUUUGACAAUGUUUGCCAAAACUGUGGCAUUUAAAAAAUCAGCUGGUCAAACCUGUUUUAAAGACCUGUACAUUGUUAUUGUAUGUGGAAAAAUAUAAGCUGCUACGUAGGAAGUUUGGGAGAAGGAUCCACCUGGAACUAUUGUUUUACAGUCAUCCUUCGAAUCGUUGAACUUCAACACAGGGAACAGUCCAUAUUUGCCAAAACACACA